CAAAGUUUUCUGGACAAAACUUAAAAAUGCAGAUAAGCUCCAUUGCAAAUGCAUUCUUAUCUGUGGUUCUGUUGAUAAGAUGAUUAGGAAUACGAAUAACGAAUUUGUCGGCAAACAAAUAAAUGGUGAAAUGGGGCGGCUUUAUUGGUUGCAUUCUUUUAGUCUCUGAACCACCAUAGCUGCCGGCUCUCUACCCGAUAUUUUUGAGCAACUAUGACAACCGUUGCUAAGGAAUGAAAAUAUCCUUGUGUUUUGGUUCCUGCCGGAAAAAUGCAGCUGCCUUCAGUUGAAAACUAGCGAGAUGACAUUGUACUUUGACACGAAAAUAGAGUUCCUGGACUCGGAUGCGGUCAGCACCAUCAGCAGUUGGCAUCCUAGUGAACCACUCUUCGCAGUGGCCUCUUUUAGCCCGGAAAGAGGCGGUUCCGUGACCAUAUUUGCGGAUACUGGUGAGCCGCAGCGAGAUGUAACGUAUCCGGUGCACGCCACCUCGCAGGCCACCGCUCUCUGCUGGCACCCGGAGAAGGCGCUCCUGGCCAGCGGCUGGGAGCACGGGGACAUCCACGUGUGGUUCGCCGGACACAGGGAGUUCGCCAGCGUGAACGCGCCCCACAAGGCGGCCAUCGUGCUGCUGCAGUUCAGCGAGCAGGGCGGGCGGAUGGUCACGGCGGACGCCAUGGGCCUGGUCACCGGGUGGCGCUGCGACGGGCAGUACCAGUUCCUGACCAUGUUCUCCCACGACCUGCGCGAGGUGCUGCUGCUCAUCUGCUUCCGCCGGACGGUGGAGAGCGAGGUGCGCGAGGAGAUGGCCAGUCUGGCGAAGGCGGCGGUGGCCGGGGACGAGACCGCCCUGGACACCCUGACCAACUGGAGGCCGCGGACCGCAGCGCGGAGCAUGACCCACGCCGGGGUGAGGGACAACCACUGCUUCUACGCCUGCACUCAAGGCGGGGUGGUGUACUACAUCAACCAGGGAGGCGCCUGCGUCGAGGUGAUGAAGUGCGGAUCGCUGCCGCCGAUCGUUCAGAUGCUGUGGCACCCCAAGAAGGACGCUGUUAUUUGCCUGAUGGAGGACCUGACAGUCACUCUCUUUUUGGUCGAGUCCACGGGAAUCCUCACGGAACUGGAUCGCGUGAAGAUGAGCGGGCGGGGAGGAGGGAGACAGGGAGCCAUCGCCUGGUCGGGCAACUCCCUGGCCAUCAUUACAGGCGAUCUCUUCGUGCGCAUUUGGGACAUCGAGCGGAGCGACAAUUACCUGCUGAGAAUGGACCUCCCGAGCGGGAACCAGUUGAACUCGUCCCUGACCAGCCUGAGCAACGGCACCAUGUCCUCGUCGAACCAGUUCUUCAGCCACGACAGCACCGAGAGCAGCAGCGUGCCGCGCAAGACGCCUAAGUACGGCCAGAUGAACGGAGAGGUGUUCACCUGCCUGGCUUACAGCGCCACGGGCCAGACUCUGUGCGCGGGCACCUCCCAGGGAAACCUCUUCACCUGGAAGCGGAGCGGGAGCCGGCUGGUCAACGCGCCCGAAGACGCCUGGCAGCUGACGAACAUUUCCUCCGUGAGGGGAGCCAUCCGGAGCUGCGAGUGGGGCUUCAACGAGCUGUCCAAGCCGUGCAUGCUGGUCAACUGCCUGUCCAACGUGUUCAUGCUGAAGGAGCAGCCCCUGCUGGCCUUCCACACCCGGGACCUGUGGGCGGUCCAGCGGGCGGCCAAGUCGGUGCAGCUGACGCACUGCAGCGGUCGGGAGACGACCGUCCAGUCCGAGUUCGCGGUGACCGCCAUGGCCCUGAACGAGCUGAGUCUGGUGAUGAGCAACGGCAGGAGCAUCUCCUCCUACAGCCUGCAGAGGGUGGAAAAGAGCCUGGACGAGUUCGAUGAGAUCCUGGAGGCGGUGGAGGGAGCUUCGCCCCCGACGGCCACCACGGCGACUCCCCUGAGCGUGAAGCUGCUCCAGACCUUCCCCGCCGAGUGCUUGUCCCUGAGCCUGUUCAACCAGAACAUAUUCUGCCUGGCGAGCAGCGACAUCAUGGUCUACUCCGUGGGCGGGGUGGUGCUGCACCGCAUCCAGGCCAGCGACAUCGAGGGGAAGAUCAUCGGCAUGGACCUGAGUGGCUGCUACCUGUCGGUGUUCACCAUGAACGGCUACGUGAAGGCCUACGACGUCUCGCGGCACGAUCCCAAGCUGCUCUUCCCCAGCAAGUCCGGCCACGACAUAUUCGACGACUUCGGGGAGUUCAUCCUGGUGAAGUGCAACAGCCUGGGCAGCCACCUGGCCAUGGUGAUAGCCAGCAGCAGCUUCACCCCCAUCUCGGCCCUCUUUUGCUGGGACUUCGAGCGGAACAACAUAUUUGAUUACGGCCUGCUCGACUCGCAGGAAACCAGCUCCAAGAAGGAGAGCUCCUCCUCCAGCCUGCCGGUUCGGAUCUUCUGGGACGCGGAGGAGCCGCGACUGCUGGCCAUGGAGGUCAAGUCCAUGGUGCAGAAGAGUGCGCCCCAGAAGAACUCCCCCCAACCAGUCCACUUUGUCCAGGCGAAGACGCUGCUUCUGUUUUACUCGGAGAAGGGGUGUCUCAACGUCCUCGAAAGCCAGGCGAUGAGCCCGGGGUCCCAGCUGCUAAAUCUGUGUGUGCCCAACGUGGUCCGGCUGAAGAUCAACGCGGUGGAGGAGCAGCCCCUCCAGGACUUCGUGGACCUGCAGCAGUGCGAUCCCGUGACCAGGAAGCAAGUCCUCAACUUCAGCCUCUACGUGGCGGAGGGAAACAUGGACCUGGCCUACCGCAGCAUCCGCUCCAUCCAGUCCAAGGUGAUUUGGACCAACCUGGCCAAGAUGUGCGUGCACACGAACCGCCUGGACGUGGCCAAGGUGUGCAUGGGUCACCUGGAGCAGGCCCGCUCCGUCCGCGCCCUCCGGCAGGCCAUCGAGGACGACGACCUGGAAACAGAGGCUAAGGUGGCCGUACUGGCCACCGAACUGGGCAUGAUCGAGGAGGCCAAGGAGCUGUACCGCCGCUGCAGGCGCUUCGACCUGCUCAACAAGCUGCUCCAGGCCACCGGCCACCUGGACGAGGCGCUGCAGGUGGCCGAGAGCGAGGACAGGAUCCACCUGAAGCACACCUACUACCAGAAGGCGCAGGAGCUGCGGGAGAGGGGCGACCUCAAGGGGGCCCUCGAGUUCUUCGAGAAGACGCAGAGCCCGGCGCAGCACAUCACGCAGCUGCUGCUGGAGAACCCGGCGGCCAUGAAGCGCUACAUCCAGACCACCAGCGACCCCAAGCUGCUCAAGUGGUGGGGCCAGUACAUCGAGAGCUCCGGCGACAUGGACGCCGCUCUGGCCGUUUACCACAAGGCGGAGGACUGGUUCUCGCAGGUGAAGAUCCUCUGCUACUUGGGCAAGAUCUCGAAGGCGGACGCCAUCGCCCGGCAGUCGGGGGACCGGGCGGCCUGCUACCACCUGGCGCGCCACUACGAGAACGUGGGCAAGUUCCAGGAGGCCAUCAUGUUCUUCACGCGGGCCCAGACCUUCAGCAACGCGAUCCGCAUCUGCAAGGAGAACGACUUCCAGGAGGAGCUCUGGACGGUGGCCAGCUCCUCGCGGCAGCGGGACAAGGCCAUCGCAGCGGCCUACUUCGAGGAGUGCGGCAACUUCAAGCACGCCGUGGAGCUCUACCACCGCGCCGGGAUGCUGCACAAGGCGCUGGAGAUGGCCUUCGAGAGCCAGCAGCCGGAGAUCCUCGAGAUCAUCGCCUCGGACCUCGUGCCGGAGUCGGACGCCGAGCUGGUGCACCGCUGCGCGGACUUCUUCUGCAGCAUCGAGCAGUUCCAGAAGGCCGUGCAGCUGCUGGCCAAGACCAGGCACCUGGAGAGGGCCCUGGGCACCUGCCUGGAGAAGGGCGUGCCCGUGACGGAGGAGCUCGCCGAGAUGCUCACCCCGGAGAAGGGCGAGUUCGAGGAGGCCACGCGGGUGCGGCUCCUCGUGCAGCUGGGCGAGCUGCUGCAGCAGCAGGGCGACUACCACAGCGCCACCAAGAAGUUCACCCAGGCCGGGGACAAGAUGCGGGCCAUGAAGAGUCUGCUCAAGUCGGGCAACACCGACAAGAUCGUCUUCUUCGCCAACAUGUCCAGGCAGCGCGAGGUGUACGUCAUGGCCGCCAACUACCUGCAGGCCCUGGACUGGCAGGCGGAUCCCCAGGUGCUGAAGCACAUCGUCAGCUUCUACACGAAGGGCCAGGCCUUCGACUCGCUGGCCAACUUCUACGCCAUCUGCGCCCAGAUCGAGAUCGAGGAGUUCCAGGACUACGGCAAGGCCCUGACCGCCAUGCAGGAGGCGGCCAAGUGCCUGGAGAAGCUCAGCCACGCCCAGCACGCCUACAACAAUCUGCAGCGCACGGUGGCGGAUGUGAAGACGAUCCUGGAGGUCCAACAAGCGCUGCGCGAGGGCGACCACCAGCUGGUCAUCGGAACCUGCCGCAGCAUGCUGAUCAAGCCGGAGCUGCCGCCCAUCCGCCACGCCCACAUCCUGUCCAUGCUGAUCCGGUCCCUGGUCUACGCGAAGCAGUAUUCCGAGGCGGGUCGCGCCCUGAAGGAGCUGGCCGUGAAGGACCACUCGUGGAGCGCCUCAGGACUGGUGGACCGCGGCACGGUUCAGAGGAUCGCCCAGGAGUGCGACCUGGAUUUCGACCUCAUCUGGAACUCCGGUCGCCAGGUGACCGCCUCCACGAGCGGCACUGCCGCCACCGGAAUGAGCAGCACCUCGGCCAUGACGACCAGUGAGGAUGACGAGGCCGAUGACGAGGAGAUCACCGAGGAGCUGCACUAGGUUUUGCAGGGCUCAUAAAAAGAACAUCUUACGUCUUGAAACCACAGAGCACCAAUAACACUCUCGAUAAAACCAUUCGAAGAUCCUCUCUGAAGCUCAAAAUCUCAGACACGGCUGAUUAUUAUUUUCUUCUAUUUUAUUAAUAUUAAAAAACAAUAUAAAUAAUGAAAUUA
Drosophila ficusphila is the source of this 4992-nucleotide messenger RNA. RefSeq names its product intraflagellar transport protein 140 homolog (gene rempA). Gene Ontology annotation, cellular component: ciliary basal body; axoneme; intraciliary transport particle A. The record is from RefSeq and is a predicted model, not a curated record. The transcript has 7 exons. Gene Ontology annotation, biological process: intraciliary retrograde transport. NCBI's taxonomy places the organism in Eukaryota, Metazoa, Arthropoda, Insecta, Diptera, Drosophilidae. Gene Ontology annotation, molecular function: protein binding. Bases 302 to 4819 code for a protein of 1505 amino acids.